CAUACUUAUCCUCAAAACUCACCACAAAAUCUCACCAAAAUCAAUGGCUUCAAUUCUCUCAAUCCUUCUUCUCAUUCUUGCACUUUCAAAUCUCCGCUUCACUCUACCUAUCGGAGACAACCACAUUACCGACAGAAAAUCCUUAGAAAUCAUAAUUGGUGGCGGUAACGACGACAAUCCACCACCGUCACCUUCGCCGGAACCAGAACCGGAACCUGCUGACUGCCCUCCUCCUCCUCCUCCUCCUCCUCCUCCUACUGACUGCCCUCCUCCUCCUCCUCCUCCUACUCCAAGCCCUCCUCCACCCUCUCCUCUUCCAAGCCCUCCUCCACCCUCUCUUCCUCCAAGCCCUCCUCCAAAACAGCUCCCGCCGCCUAUAAAGCGGCCACGUCCACCGCAUAGGAAGCGACCACAACCGCCGCCAAUGCCUCUACUCUCUAAUAGCCCAUUCUUAAAGAAAGCCUAUCCGAUUCUCCUAGAAUUUAAGAAAUCAGUCAAAGAUCCAUUAAAUAAACUUUAUAAUUGGGGAGGCCCCGACGUUUGCAGUUACAACGGACUCAAAUGCGCCAUGUUCCCGGGAACAAGGGAUCUCGCAGUCGCAAGCUUCCAGUUUAAUGGGUUUCAAUUGGGAGGCAAGUUAGAUAGCUUCCUUGGCAAGUUAGACACGGUCAGCAUCUUCCACGCAAACUCCAACAAUUUCAUAGGCUCUGUGCCUGACGUCAGCAAGUUGAACUUCUUGUUCGAGCUCGAUCUAAGCAACAACAAACUUACCGGAGAUUUCCCAACCAAUGUCUUGAAAGGAACCAACCUCACGUUUCUCGAUCUCAGGUUCAAUACUUUCUCAGGCUCUGUUCCUCCUCAGGUCUUUAACCUCGACCUCGACGUCUUGUUCAUCAACAACAACAAUCUUGUUCAGAACCUUCCAAGCAAUCUUGGAUCCAUCACUGCUCUUUACCUCACAUUCGCAAACAACAGGUUCACGGGUUCAAUUCCCGAGAGUAUUGGCAACAUCAAGUACCUACAAGAAGUUCUUUUCUUGAAUAACCAGUUAACCGGAUGCUUACCGUACCAAAUAGGAAACCUAAACCGAGCCACUGUUUUCGAUGUUGAGUCUAACAGAUUAACCGGUCCAAUACCGUACUCUUUCGGUUGCUUGGACAAGAUGGAACAACUCAGUCUUGCCAGAAACAAUUUCUAUGGAACCAUACCAGAGAUCGUAUGCGAGAUUGCUUGUCUUAAAAACUUGUCUCUCUCCUAUAAUUACUUCACUCAGGCCGGUCCAAAAUGUAGAAAACUUAUCGAGCGAAAGAUUCUGGACGUUCGUAUGAAUUGUAUACUUGAUCUUCCAAACCAGAAAAGACCAGAAGAAUGUGCUGUUUUCUUCAAGCGGAAACAGACUUGUUCUGAUCCUAAGUCUCUGUUUAUUGUCCCUUGUGGAAAGAAUCCAAACCGGCUUAAACCGGGUCAAGCACAAUUGGAAGAGAAAAAACCUCAAGUUUCUCAUCCGGUAUCUUACAACGCACUUAACCCGGACCGGCUUCGGAAUCUAUAACCUUCUUUUAAUUAUGAUGUGUGAAGAAACUAUAUAGCCAAGUUGUUUAUAACUUCUGGUGUCUAAUGCAAUAUAAGCGAAUAAAUGUAUUUGUUGUGAACUUUCGCAUCAUCACUAUAUGUAUUUUCAUUGUUGUAUAAUCCAUCGAUCCUUCUUUUGUUAUUGUAACAUCUUGCUUGAAUAUAUAGGAUCUCAUGAAUACA
Messenger RNA from Camelina sativa (false flax), 1755 nucleotides. RefSeq lists its product as uncharacterized. The record is from RefSeq and is a predicted model, not a curated record. Lineage: Eukaryota; Viridiplantae; Streptophyta; Magnoliopsida; Brassicales; Brassicaceae. Gene Ontology annotation, molecular function: protein binding.